AUGCGUCGUGAUUACGGGGGCAGCCGAUGGGGGCUUGGGCUUGGACUUGGAAAGGCGAGAGGACGAGAAGGCGUUGAACAGCUCCGGCGAGGUCCAGGGCGGUCGGGACUAAGACUCACAACGGCACUGUUGCGGCGUCGGUUUCGUCGAGUAGGAGAGGAGGGGAUCGUAGAGGGCGGGAUGCGUGCGUGGACAGGUGACGAGCUGGAGAGUAACAGGGACCUGACGCCUGUAGGCAGUGAGAAGAAGCACACGGAGAAGAUGAUAGUCUGGGGGAAGAAAGGGAGAGAAGGAGAGUUAGGCAGAGAGAGAGCAAGAGAGAGAGAGAGAGAGCGAGAGAGAGAGUCAGAGAGAGUGUGA
Coccidioides immitis RS is the source of this 360-nucleotide messenger RNA. RefSeq lists its product as uncharacterized. Lineage: Eukaryota; Fungi; Ascomycota; Eurotiomycetes; Onygenales; Onygenaceae. Bases 1 to 360 code for a protein of 119 amino acids. The transcript is spliced from 2 exons. The record is from RefSeq and is a predicted model, not a curated record.